GCGGUGGUGUGCAACGCUCCAGCGUGGUGCUGCCGGACAGCCGGCACAGGAAGUGACGCCCCGUUCCACUCUGUCGCGACCGCCGUCUUAUGACGUUGCGCCGCGGGGCGGACGAUAUUUUCAUGGGCGGUUAUGGAGGGGUGAACGAUGGCCCGGAGGGGAUCCACCGAUGCAAGGAAUGGAUUACGGUCUUUAUGGAGUAUAUCCUGUGCAAAUGGCCCCAGGCCAAGGGCGCAAUGUUUGGGAACCGUUUGAAAUAAAACAGAUUAGAGAAUUAAAAAGCGCUGUCACGACCUUCGGGCCCACAGCUCCUUAUACUAUAGCUAUGCUAGAGAAUCUUGCCUCUCAGCCUCUUACACCAGGUGAUUGGAUGCAGCUGGCCAAGGCAUGCCUUCCUUCGGGUAGUUAUCUUGAUUGGCGAGCCUGGUAUGCCGAGUUUGCCAUUGAGCAAGCAGAAAAGAAUGUUAGCAGGGGGCAUGCAAGGUGGAACGAAGAUAUGCUCCAGGGCUCAGGUAAAUAUAGGGAUGACCAAACUCAGUUCCCCAAUGAGGUGUAUGACCAAAUCUCUAAUAUUGGGCUCCGCGCAUGGAAACAGGUGAACGGUGCGGGGGCGGCCUCAUUAUGCCUUUCAAAGAUAGUGCAGGGUGCCACAAAGCCAUUUGUUGAUUUCGUGGCUAGGAUGCAAGACGCGGGCGAUAAAGUUUUUUCAGACCAAGAAGUGGCAAAGCCCCUGAUCAAACAACUCAUUUUUGAACAAUGCACAACAGAGUGCAAAGCGGCUCUUGCCCCGCAUAAAAACAAGGAUCUCAAUGCUUGGAUUAGGAUUUGUAGGGAGAUUGGAGGGCAGAUGACUGCAGCAAAGCUUGCGGCGGCCUUUGUAGCCGCGACAGCACAAGCUAAGGAUGCUUCUGGACCUAAGCGAGAUCGUAAGCCCAAAGGAUGUUUUGGCUGCGGGGAACCAGGGCAUAUUAGGAGAGACUGUCCGCACAGUGUUAAUACACGGGAAGGGCCAAUAGGCGUGUGCGAACGAUGCAGGAAGGGAACACACAAAGCGAAAGAUUGCAGAUCAGUUUUUGAUGCCCAGGGAAACCGCAUUAGUGGCAGGGGGAUUCAGGAGCCAAAAAACGGCCAGAGGGGGCCCUCCUUACGGACGGGCCCCCGCCCCCUAGACAGGACAACACAAGGUGGCAGCCCUCCACAAGGGCUACCCCUGGGUCAGCAGGCGUGGACCUCUGUGUCGCCUCCAGACUCCUAUUAACGCCCGAUAUGGGCGUUCAGGUGGUCGGGACCACCUUCAAAGGACCGCUACCUGAAAAGUCAGUUGGUUUAGUGAUUGGACGGUCCUCCACAGCCCUCCGGGGCCUUACCGUGCUCCCUGGGGUUAUAGACUCAGACUACACAGGAAACAUUAAGAUUAUGGUCCAAUCUCAUGUAGGGACCAUGGUGAUUAAUGAGGGGGAUAAGAUAGCACAACUUUUAUUGCUCCCCAGUCUCCAUGAGAGAUUCCAGUCUAGACAACGGGUUAGAGGGGAUCAGGGUUUUGGCUCCUCUGGAGAAAUUUUUGAAGGACUUCAUAUGACUCUUGAUAAAAGACCCAUGCUCUCGCUCAGGGUUAAUGGUAGAAAUAUAACAGGACUCCUGGAUACAGGGGCAGACCGCUCCAUUGUCUCCAAGAGGGACUGGCCUUCUAGCUGGCCCACCAAUACAGCUGAUAACACACUCCAAGGGUUGGGGAUGGUGGCUGCCCCCCAGGUUAGUGCCGUGACCCUGCCUUGGUGUGAUGAGGAGGGUCACCAAGGACAUUUUCAACCUUUUGUUCUACAGCUGCCGGUAUCUUUGUGGGGAAGAGACAUCCUCACUCAGAUGGAUGUCACUCUUACAUCCACCUGCUCUCCCCAAGCCAAGGGUAUACUUAAGAAUCAGGGAUAUGUCCCCGGCAAGGGCCUGGGCUCUGCCCUGCAGGGCCGGACAUCUCCCGUACCUGUAGAAAAAAGGGAAGGUAGACACGGGCUGGGUUUUUCCUAGGGGCCGCUGAGGAAGUUCUCCUGCCUACUCCAAUUAAGAUCACUUGGAAGUCCCUGAAUCCGGUUUGGGUACCUCAGUGGCCCCUACCCAAGGAGAAGCUUUUAGCGUUAACCGAGAUAGUCAAAACCCAGCUUCAGGCAGGGCACAUAAAGCCAUCAACCUCCCCUUGGAAUACCCCUGUUUUUGUUAUUAGAAAGAAAUCAGGUAAGUGGAGGCUGCUCCAUGAUCUAAGGGCGGUCAACACGCAGAUGCAGCCCCUGGGGGCGGUCCAGAGGGGGCUGCCAGCUCUCUCAGCCAUCCCUCAGUCCUGGCCAGUUUAUGUUAUAGAUCUUAGAGACUGUUUCUUCUCAAUCCCCCUGCAUCCAGAGGACACCCAUAGGUUCGCCUUUACCUUACCCACCAUUAACCAAGAAAGCCCUGAUCUCAGAUACGAGUGGAUAACGCUGCCCCAAGGUAUGGCCAACAGUCCCACUAUGUGUCAGAUUUACCUUGAUUCCCUACUGGCCCCCCUACGCAAAGCCUUCCCCAGAGUUAGGUGCAUUCAUUACAUGGAUGAUCUGCUGAUCAGUGCGAAGGACAUAAAUAGGUUAGAGGAUAUGCUAGGCCAACUGGUCAAGGCCCUGAGAAAGGCUAAUUUACAUAUUGCCCCUGACAAGAUUCAAGGAGGAGACAUAGUGACUUACUUGGGUACCAAAGUCUCCCCUACAUCGAUUUCUCCACAGAAGGUAACCAUCAGAACAGAUAAUCUUACAACCCUAAAUGACAUGCAAAAGUUACUGGGAGAUAUAAAUUGGAUCAGACCUUACUUGCACAUCCCUAAUUCGGACUUAAAGCCCCUGUUUGAUCUCCUGAGAGGGGAUCCGGAUAUUGCCUCCCCUAGAGAGUUCACCCCAGAGGCCAGAGUUGCUCUAAAGAAGAUAGAAGAGGCCCUAAGCAAAGCUACAUUACAGAGAAUUGACCCAGAACAGCCUUUUGAGGUCUGCUUGUUGCAGACCAGUUCCCAGCCCACGGCAGUGAUUUGGCAGAAAGGACCACUUCUGUGGGUGCACCCUAAGGUUUCACCUGCCAAGAUUAUUGAACAUUACCCGGAAGCAGUUGCUUCUCUGGCUCUGGAGGCACAUAGUAGAGCCAUCCAGCAUUUUGGCUCCACGCCUCACGCUAUUCGGGUGCCUUAUACCGCUUCUCAAAUAAAAAUUCUGACUGCUUGCAUAGAUACUUGGGCCAUCCUGAGAUGUGUAUUUCUUGGGGAGAUAGACAAUCAGUUCCCUAAGGACCCUAUACUACAGUUUAUUACUCAACAUCCGGUGAUAUUUCCAAAAAUCACCGCCCCUGCACCCCUUACUCCUGCAACAACAGUCUAUACUGAUGGGUCAAAAACCGGGAUAGGGGCCUAUGUGGUCUCAGGCAUGCCUCCAGUUAACAUACAGUUUGAACCAGAUCAACCACAGGUGGUGGAGUUACAAAUUGUACAAACCGUCCUCGAGAAGUUCCCAGGGGCCCUUAAUAUUGUUUCUGAUUCAAAAUAUGUUGUCAAUGCCAUGCAGGUCCUUGAGACUGCAGGCCCAAUUAAACCAACCUCCAAAGUAACUAACUUGUUUUUGUCUAUCCAGACAUUGCUCAUAAAUAGACACAACAAAAUAUACAUCACUCACAUAAGAGCACAUACACACCUACCAGGGCCCAUGGUACAGGGCAAUGCGGCUGCUGACGCGGCCACUCGCCCGUUAUGGAUUUUCAAUAUGUUAUCUCCAAUAGAGCAAGCCCGUCAGUUCCAUGACAAAUUCCAUGUCAAUGCCAGGACGCUAGCCAACCAGUACCGCAUCUCCAGGGCUGACGCGCGGGACAUCGUGCGACUGUGCGGCUCAUGCGCCACACACACGCCUGCCAUAUCAAUGGGGGUUAACCCCAGAGGGUUGAUCCCUGGCGAUAUUUGGCAAAUGGAUGUCACACACAUGACAGAAUUUGGAUCUCUUAAGUAUGUCCAUGUCUCCACGGACACCUGUUCUCAUAUUAUAUUCACAACUGCAGAGACAGGUGAAAAGGUAUCUAAUGUGAUCAAUCACUGCUUAGCGGCUUGGGCCGCGUGGGGCAAGCCCAAAAUAUUAAAGACAGACAACGGACCAGCCUAUACAGGAAAAGCCUUCAAUGAGUUCUGUAAGACUAUGGAAGUACACUUAAAACAUGGUAUCCCAUAUAAUCCUCAAGGCCAAGGAAUUAUUGAAAGAGCUCAUAAAAGCCUCAAAGAAAUCUUAUGUAAACAAAAAGGGGGAGUAGGCCAGGGCCUGCCCCCAAAGGCACGGCUAUCCAUGGCACUAUUCACAUACAAUUUUUUAAACCUGAACAAUAACAACCACCCCCCGGCUAUGGAGCAUUGUAAUCCAUCUCCUAGCAAUAAGGGAUGGGUAAAAUGGAAAGAUGUCCUGACGGGACAAUGGAUGGGCCCGGAUCCGGUAGUCAGCUGGAACCGAGGUGCGGUUUGUGUUUUCCCGCAGGAACCGGGACGAGAACCAUUGUGGGUCCCAGAAAGACUGACGCGUGCGACAAGCCCUUCGACUGAAGACUAAUCCUGUCCUGCCGGAGACCAGCAGCAGGCCUGACAGCCAGAUGAACCCGAAAAAGGCUGCUUUUUUCGUUGGGGGCGUUGUCCUAGCACUCCUCAGGAUAAGUAUGGUACAUGCGGGGCUGGGGGGCCCCGCUUCUGGAAUAGAUCUUCGCACGAGCCUUCUUGGCAGUCCGUGCGAUUGCGGAGGUGGCACGGUAAGCAGUAUACCACCUAGCGCCAAAAAAGGACCAGGGACCGAUUGUGGGGAUAAAACAGCAUUCUCAGUUGUGUACCCCUCCACUGCAGGAGGAUUUAGUCAACCAUCCUAUCAGUGCAUACUUAAGCCUAAGGUGAGUCCCUCAGGGCCUGGUGAUCUCGCCACAUGUCCCUGCACUAAGUUUGAGGAAUCCAUGCAUGUUACAUGCUAUACAGAGACAAAACAAUGCAAACUUAAGAGUACAACCUAUUGGAUGGCAACGCUAACUACAACUAAAAGCCCUGUUGCCCCUAACCAUAUUCCCGCUGCUGUAGGCAGUUCUCCAUUCAUGCAGUCGGGUUGUAAUGGAGAGGUUGGAGAAACGGUCUGUUGGUCUAUGACCGCUCCCGUUCACAUCUCUGACGGUGGAGGGGUCCAAGACCAGUACCGGCAGGAACAGGUCAUCGAGCGAUGGGAACAAUUAAAUCCGUUCCCUGAAGUCAAUUACCAUCCACUCCUACGCCCAAAAUCCCGAGGCAUUAACCUUGACCCCGCUACUGAAUCCAUAUUAGAGGCUACCCACAAAGCACUCAAUCUUACUGACCCAGGGCUGGCCUCCGAUUGUUGGCUGUGUAUGAUGAUGGGAGAAUCAUGGCCGCUGGCCAUGCCGUUUAGAGACUAUGAAAGUGAACCUUACAAUUAUAGCACACCCUAUAAUUGCUCACAUGGGCCUCCAUUUCGGGUCCAGUUUAUGGGACAGUUUAAUGCAUCCUGUUUCCAAAAGUACCCACAAGAUAAUAGUUAUGAUAUUGUUGUUGGAGCGCUGGCAGUCGCCUCGUGUGAGUCCAUAACCAAUGUAAGUAGUAGCUCGCCGCUAUGUGCCCCCUUUGGCAAAGUAUUUGCUUGCGGCAAUGGUCAUGCUUAUACCUACCUGCCCAGUAAUUGGACCGGCCUAUGUGGCCUAGCUUACUUGUUGCCUGACAUUGGUAUUGUCCCUGGGGACCAACCCAUGCCCAUCCCAGCUGUGGACACCUUUAUAAAAAGACAUAAGAGAGAUGUACUGAUUUUACCUCUCUUGGCUGGUCUGGGGAUAACUGGAGCCCUGGCCGCCGGGACUGCGGGCCUAGGAGUUUCAUUAACCAAAUAUACUCAGUUAUCCAAGCAAUUGAUAGAAGACAUGUCUAUAGUUGAGAGAACCCUUCAGGAGAUACAAGAUCAAAUUGAUUCCCUUGCAGAGGUUGUUCUGCAGAAUAGAAGGGGCCUAGAUCUACUCACUGUAGAGAGGGGAGGUAUCUGUAUUGCCUUACAGGAAAGAUGCUGCUUUUAUGCCAACAAGUCCGGAAUCGUUCGAGACCGAUUAAAGAAACUGCAAGAAGACCUAGAAAAGAGAAGAAAAGAACUACAAGACAACCCCUUUUGGGGAGCCUGGAAUGGCUUGCUCCCCUAUAUUUUACCAUUGUUAGGUCCCCUGUGCUCCUUGCUUCUGCUCUUACUUAUAGGACCAUGCUUGCUCCGAUGGGUCACAUCAUUUAUUAAUGGGCGCCUUGCGGCGGCCCGGCGUCAAGUACGCCUGGUUGCCCAUGCGGCCCUGGCAGCAGCCCGUGAUGGGCACAAUGACCCCCAGGCUUACGCAUGGCUCGCUUGACUGGCCUACGACCGGGUCUAGAUGUGGCGGGUCUUCCGCACUCCUUCCCUAUUGACACUACACAGCAGGGUAGGUGAGUCAAUGACGGGUAAGAGCGUGCCUCCCCAGCACGACUCGACCUAAGCCAGGCCCUACCCCAUACUGCACGAAAGCCGCUGGAUUACUAGAAUCUGCCCAGAUCUAGAUGUCUCUCCGAGGGGAUCGCAUGGAGGGGCAUGAGUGCAUGCCUAUGUGCAUCCAGGUUCCGUCCAGUUCACUCCUGGCCCUGGAAAAAGGACGAGGGUCUCAAGGCCUUGGUGGACCCGGGGACGGCCGACCAGGGUCCAAGCCAAGGGCCUACGGUGGGCCUCAACACAGGGCAUAAGCCUCUGCACUCGAUCCAGGGCGGGCUGCGAUGCAUACAUUCAUUCAAAGUAAAUAAAAUAGGGGGAGAUGUUGGGAGCCGCGGCCUACACCGGUCGCCUUACUUGGCGGACGUAGGGCCUGUGGGUGGGAGCGGAGCCUGAGCUAGAUUGCCCCUCCCAUCGAGUGAGUCAAGUUGGCGCCUGCUUCCUGCCCCCUGAUUGUGCUGGCGACUUAAACAACCCGCUCUGUAAGAUAGUCUGCCUAGCAACAGCUGAUGUUAGCCAGUCAGCCCGCAUCGCGCGCUUUGAACUGAUUGGCUACUGUUGCCCUAUAAAAGUGAAUACCUCUCCCGCCACGAGAGGAAGCACAAAGAGAGAUAGAGAAAGUCCACCGGCGAGAAAGGGCUGGUGACAGAGAGGAGGCCUCGCGGGGCCCACGUGGAGACAAAUAAAGGCAAGGUUGCACACUGUCAGAAUCUGUCGCGUGUUCUUCCUGCAGGCCGGGAGCGACAUCGACACCCCAGUGUAGGGCUCUUUCUGUCAUGACCAGGCCUCUGGGAGGUAGUGCUGGUCCUAACUCCUUACUGUGCUUGAAGGUCAAAUGGGGAACCUAGCUUGUGGAUUUAGUUUUGCCGCUGAAGAAAACUGUGCCAUGAAAGCGAUUUGAUAACUUCAUUGUUGGGAGCUGAUCUGAGGGAAGCUUUUUAAUAUUAAUUUUAAGCUUUCCUAACUUUACACAGAAGCUUUAAUUUUGUUUGCACUCCUGUUUUGAGCUUGUAACUGGAAAGCAUGUCUUGCACUGUUCACCAUCUGAGUGGUCACUUUAACAUCCUCCAAAUUGUGGACAGCGGUUUUCUUCCCAAGCUUUGUACUUUUGAGACAUUCAGUUAUCACUGUCCUAGUUUUAUUUUAAUGUACUAAAUUAUGUAGUUAUUUGACUGUUAUUUUAAACUGCUGCCUUGGGCUUCAGUUAUUUAAAGUAAAUGUAGGUGUAAUGUAGAAGAUUAUCCCUUUCCAGGUGGGAUUUUGACACCUGUAUGAAACCUAAGGUUGUGGUAAGUACCGUAGUUGAAUAAAAGCACAGGGUUAUCCACCUCCUGUAUCCGUCCAGCAUGACAUGGUUAUCCAUACUUUAGGUUAAGUUACCAAAUGAAACAUUCCCCUAUCCAUUUUUAGUAUCAUCCUUUCAUAAUUUCAUCCUCAGAUUUUGGUCAGUUCUAUGUCUUAACUUUGAAACUCCACUUAUGAUGUAGUUUGUUUUCAAUGAAAACCAUAAAAUAACAUCCAAGUGUUUCAUGGUUUGUUGGGAAACUAAUUUUAAAAUAAACAAUGUCCUAAAAACAUUUGUCAGCCAAGGUCAUCCCUAAAAGUCCCUGUCUGGAAUACAUUCUCUCAGCAGCUCUCACUUUUGUAAUCACAGGAUUUAGCCGUAUUCUCAGACCUUUGCAAGAGGCUUCUUGCAUACUCACAGACUUUAGUAGUUGUUUUUCUGCUAACAGGAAGACUUUUGAAGAGCCAGUGCAGGUUUAUAAAGUGUGAACUUCAUGCAUCAGUGGGGAAUAGCCUCAGAUUAUUUCUGCAGUAGUUGUUAAUAAAUUGUUAAAAAAUUAAAAAAAAAGAAAGAAAGAGAGAGACAGAGACAGACAGAAACAGAGAGGGAGACAGGAAAGAGAGAAUGAAUUCAGGCAAUAUAUGAGCCCCUGGAUACAGCCACAUCUAAAGCCAACACUCAUCACUGGAGUUUUCAGCUCUGAUCAUUGGUAUUUUUCCCUUUUGCACAGCUGACAUGAGUGGAGUUUUUGGCAUCCGCAUUGCAGAGUUCAACCACAGCUUUCCCUUAUGAAUCAUUCCUGUGCAAAGAAGCAUCUUUCCUGUGUGCAAUCCAGUUACUCCAAAAAAUCUCUUUUCCUUCCUUCCUUCCUUCCUUCCUUCCUUCUUUCUGUUCUUUCUUUCUCUCUUUCUUUUUUCUCCUUUCUUCCCUUUGAUCCCAUACAAUGAUCUUGUUUCAAUUGAGCAAAUCCUCAUGGGAGGUUGGGAUCACUUCAUUCCUUCAUUCUCUGUACCCUGCUUCAAGGCUUCCCGUUGGCAAACCAUUUGUUUAACAUAGGUUGGCUCCAGAGUACUUUUAAAGCCUGUUUUAUACAAUCUGGCUCUGGAACUAAGCUCGUCGACUCCUGGGGGUUUAUAGCUGAUGCAAUAAGCUUUCUGGGGGCUUUCUGCUGAUGCAAAUUUCUUCUUAAUCCUUAGAAGUUCCAGAACUUUUCCUUCUCAUGUCUUAUGACACGUUUUGAAAAGGCAGAAAAUAGAUAAGGGGCUGUGGAAUGGUAGGCAUGUGGUUUGCUUACCCAGUGCUGGGGGAGGGGGGUUGUGACCGAGUUGUGGCAACAAGAACCUUGAAAUUAUUUUAAAUUCAUUUGAGCUCUUCACAUAAUAAUAAAAAAAAAAAAUCACACAGUCAUGAACUUCUGAUCAGGCAGCUUGGCUUACAGAUAAUGCAUUAGGACACGACCAUCAUAUAGAGAGAUUUAAUUACAAAUAUUUACUGAGUUCAGGGCACUUUGCACAAUUGUUUCUGAAUAUUUGCUGCCCCUCGCUGUGGAAAGGGUAUAUAUCUGUGUCCCAGUGAUGUGGGCCAGAGGAAGCCAGUUAACUUGUUCACCCAAAGAGGAUUCAAGGACAGUGAUUUGCUACUUUCCAGGCAGAAGUUAUAAGGACCAAUGUAAGUUCACUGUUAUAACCUAAGGCCCCCUAACUAUCGCGCCGAAGUCUGUUCUGUAUAAGCGCCACCUGCUGCUUCCCCUCCCCUUCCCUCUUCCCAUCUAACUAGGUUAAGUUUUAACUUCCCAAAAGACCAUAAAACAAAGGCCUGAGGUAAUAGCUCCUGACAACCCCCUUCUCUAACUGGCAGUCCGUCACAAAUUGUGUUAAUUACAUUAGGUUGUAAUAGCUUCAUUAUAUUUAUAUCAUAGCAAUACCUAUAACUUGGCCUUAUGGUAUGUGUGUUUUCCUUUUCCCUCUGAGUAAAGGAUUGCUAUGUUAAUCAAUGCUCUCCUCUGUAAAGAAUUGUAAAAUCUUACCUAAUUGAUAUUUUAACCAUUGUUGCCCUCUACAAAUAACAGUUGUGGUGCUAAAGUAAGGUAACUAAGGUUGUUAAUUGCUGCUAGACUUCUCUAUUCUUUGCUGAGAAAAACAAGACUUCUUCUUAUCUAAACUUGCUUGUAUGCAUGGAGACUUGCAAUCCCCAUUUCUGUUUUGUAGUGUGCCACACCCCCAUCCCCCUCCUUACACUGUGUGACCAGCAGCUGUUUGUGGAUUUACAAGAUAAAAGCCCUGACUUUUAGCUGUGAGGUGCACAGUCUCCAAAUUGGCUCCUGGAGGCUGUGUCACCAGGCCUGGAAAUAAAGUCUUUGCUUCCCAAAUUUUAA
This is a messenger RNA of Cavia porcellus (domestic guinea pig), 10177 nucleotides long. RefSeq names its product endogenous retrovirus group K member 5 Gag polyprotein-like. Gene Ontology annotation, biological process: viral process. Gene Ontology annotation, molecular function: nucleic acid binding; zinc ion binding. The coding region runs from base 170 to 1258 and encodes 362 amino acids. The record is from RefSeq and is a predicted model, not a curated record. The transcript has 2 exons. NCBI's taxonomy places the organism in Eukaryota, Metazoa, Chordata, Mammalia, Rodentia, Caviidae.